AAUCUUUAUAUUAAAUUUAUUUUUCACUGUAUCCAGAAAAUGUAAUUACUCGACUGGAUUGUGCCCUAAGCUAUGUAAAGCAGCGUCUUUAUUCCGUGAAAAAUUGGGGAUCAUAUUCAAACCUCCUGGAAUCCGCGGCAAAGCGAGCAUUCUCGUUGCACACAGAGGUCAAGGAGAGAAAAGCGGUGAAAAAUCAACAAUAUGAGUCGCGAAGACGAAGAAGAAGAAGAAAUAGAAGGAGAAGAUGAGAGAAGAGAAGCGGCAAUAGCAUCGACACCAUCUUUGCAACCCGGUUUCAAGCCCACCCGUGUUUCCCAAGAUCAGGUCUUCAAGCUCCAAGAGCUACACAAGAGGCGCUUGAAGAUAAAAUCAAAGCUUCAAAAGAAAUCAGAAGAUGGCCGUGGCACUAGCAGAUCUUAUGGUAAAUACUUCAAACAUGGCGAUGAUGAAGAUACAUGUGGAAUAAUUGAAGACUCAAGCGUCUCCAACUUCACAAAACAGCACAACAGUGUUAAUUGCUCAGCACAGCAAGACAAUUCAGCAAUACAUCAAGCACCGAAAAAGCGCCAGAAAUUGUAUUGGGGGCUUGACACAAAGGAAAGGUGGGAAAGGAAAGCCAACAUGUAAUAUUACCAUGCAAAUGAAAAUCCUGCUUUUUCUACUUCCAAAGUUUGCUCGUAUUAAACAAUAGGCAAAAAAUUGUUGAGGCUGAUUUGUGUUGAAUUUGCCUCGCAUGAUAACAUGAGCUUGCAACAACUUUCAACCAAGCAAUGAGGAAUAUCUGCUAUUCUAUCAACAUCUCGGGACAAACCAUGAUACUAUUUCAGCGUUGGUAGGUGAUAAAACGGUGAUACACCUUUAUCAGAAGACGGAAAAAAGAUUGAUUUAGAUGUAAUGCUACCAGUAGAGCAACACGUUGUCAAAGUCAAUUUGUAAUAUAUUUUGCAAUAUAUGCAACUGCUUGGUGUUAUUCAUCCUCAGAAACAAUAAUUUUGAAAUUUUAAUUAAUGGAAUUAUGUUGGCAGCA
This is a messenger RNA of Hevea brasiliensis (rubber tree), 1027 nucleotides long. RefSeq lists its product as uncharacterized. The record is from RefSeq and is a predicted model, not a curated record. The transcript has 4 exons. The coding region runs from base 202 to 627 and encodes 141 amino acids. NCBI's taxonomy places the organism in Eukaryota, Viridiplantae, Streptophyta, Magnoliopsida, Malpighiales, Euphorbiaceae.